Molecule: messenger RNA, 648 nt
Organism: Contarinia nasturtii (swede midge)
Lineage: Eukaryota; Metazoa; Arthropoda; Insecta; Diptera; Cecidomyiidae
Product: serine protease easter-like
Exons: 5
Coding region: 1-648 (215 amino acids)
Biological process (GO): proteolysis
Molecular function (GO): serine-type endopeptidase activity
Source: RefSeq, a predicted model, not a curated record
AUGGCCAAGGUUUGCUGUCCGAUAAAUCCAAUUCCUAACUUUAAUACUUUGGUACCACUAUCAACACGACUAUCGCCUCCAAUAGAAACGCAAAGCGUUCCAUCAAACGUUCAACUACCAAAAAAACCGGUUGAUUUACCUCAACCUCCUGUUUGUGGAUCUUCUUCAAGUCUCCAGUAUCGUAUAUACGUACUUGGUGGAAAUGAGACUGCGAUAAAUGAAUAUCCCUGGAUGGCAUUGAUCGAAUACACAACACGCGUCCGACUUGGCGAAUGGAAUACAAAAUCUGACCCAGAUUGUGAAGAUGACCAAUGCGCCGAUCCAGUUCAAGAUAUUAGUGUGGUAGAAUGGAUUCAACAUGCUGACUAUAAUCCAUAUUCGAAAUCACAUGAAAAUGAUAUUGCUCUACUACGUUUGGCACAUCCACUCAAUUAUACAGAUUGGAUUAAACCGAUCUGUGUGCCAACAUCGAGCAAAAACUAUGAUGGGGUUGAAUUGGUUGUGGCUGGGUGGAGCAUUGCAGAGGCGGAGACUAGAAGCAAUGUCACGAUGAAGGUUGGUCAUAUGAACAAGAGAAUAUUUUUUUAUCAACAACACAUCUAUGUGCUGGCGGCGAGGAAGGAGAGGCCGUGUCGAGGUAUAUACUAG